Messenger RNA from Oryza brachyantha (malo sina), 1777 nucleotides. Its product is annotated as phenolic glucoside malonyltransferase 1-like. The coding region runs from base 81 to 1562 and encodes 493 amino acids. The record is from RefSeq and is a predicted model, not a curated record. The transcript is spliced from 2 exons. NCBI's taxonomy places the organism in Eukaryota, Viridiplantae, Streptophyta, Magnoliopsida, Poales, Poaceae.
UAAAAAGUGAGUUUUAUAGAUUUUUGAGCGAUUGAAUAUAUAAGGACAUAUGAAUCUUGGACAUAGAAGUAUACAGCUUCAUGUGGCUGACCGCUGAUCAGAGCCGCCACCACUUCUCUUGGAAACAAUUGCAGCCGCCGCCACUUCAAUCAAUUGCUCGCGUCGCGUCCCCCAUGGCGCCACCACCGCCAUCGGUCACGGUCAUCGACGAAGCCCGCGUCGCCGUGCCACGGCCGACGCUCGCCGCCGCGCCGGCACCGCUCAAGCUGUCCCCGCUCGACGCGCAGUGGGUCGCGCUCCCGCUCAUCCAGCGGGUGCUCCUGUUCGACGACGUCCCGGCGCCGUUCGAGUCCGCCGUCGCGUCCCUCCGCGCGUCCCUGGCCGCGACGGUCGCGCGGCUCCUCCCGCCGCUCGCCGGGAGGCUCGUCCACCUGCCGGACACGGGGGAGGUGGCGGUCGACUGCUCCGGCUCCCAGUCCCAGGGCGGCGUCAGGUUCGCCGUCGCGGAGUGCGACGGCGCCGACGCGGCCCGCCUUGCGGGGGAGGCGGACCACGACGUCGGGUUCCUGGAACGGCUCGUGCCGGUGCUCCACGCCGACGCGCUCCCCGCGGAGACGAUGGCCGUGCAGGUCACCCGGCUGGGGGGCGGCGGCGGCGGCGGCGGCGUGGCGGUCGGCGUGGCGCUGCACCACGCUGUGGUGGACGGCCGCUCGGUCUGGAGGUUCCUGGAGGCCUGGGCGACGGCGUGCCGCGGCGAAGACCCGUGGAGCGCCGCGCCGGCUCCGACGUUCGACCGCGGCGCCGUCGCGUUCCCCGGCGGCGAGGAGCUCACGAGGGACGUCCUCCGGAAGCACGCUCCAAACCUGCCAGUGGCGACGAUGCCGCAGUUCCUCGUCGAGGGCCGCGUGAAUCUCUCCCGCCGGACGUUCACCAUCGCCGGAGCGCAAAUGCACCGUCUGAAGCAACGCGUCGCCGGUGGCCUCACGGCCUCGCCGGCGCCGCCAUCAAGCUUCGUGGCACUCGCGGCGCUCUCCUGGGUCUCGUUCGUCCGGAGCAAGAACUCCGCAGGCGCCAUCGCCGACGACGACGAGGAGGUCUACCUCUUCUUCUUCAUCGACUGCCGCGGCCGGCGCGCCGCGUUCGACCCGCCGGUGGGGGAGGGCUUCUUCGGGACGUGCAUCUCCGGCUGCCUCGCCGUGGCCACCGCGCGGGACCUGCUCUCCGGCGACGGCGGGCUGGCCAGCGCCGCGGCGGCCGUGCAGGCGGAAGUCCGGCGCGCGGCGGAGGACCCGCUCGCCGGCUGGGAGUGGAUGUCGCUGGUGGGGCGGAUCCGGCUGACCCGGGUGGUGAACAUGGCCGGGUCGACGAGGUUCCCCGCGUACGAGGCCGCUGACUUCGGGUGGGGCCCGCCGAGCCGGACGGAGCUGGUGACGAUGAACCACGACGGGCAGGUGGUGCUCGUCGCCGCCAAGGGCGGCGCCGGCGGCGUGCAGGCAUCGGUGUCGCUGCACCCGGCGCACAUGGACGCGUUCAAGUCGCAUUUCGAGGGCUACUUAGAUUAGGAUGCAAAUCGAUCCAGUUCGAAACGGAGUGAUCAUGUUUCUGGUAUUUGCAUCGAAAUUUUGUGGUGUUUUUUGAAUGAGAUUUGCUUCGGUAGCUCGAGGUAUCAAAUCAUUUCUGAUCGUUGCAUCUAACAAUGCACAUGCUAUUCAGCUAGAUCCAAUGGUACAAAACGACUUAGUAGCUCGAGAUAUUUUUUGAGAUAUUUUUGGUUAGA